CUGUUUCACUGGGGUUUGACCCCAGGGAUGAGCCCAGCUGCACCUUUCCACGAGGGAAAGCAGCCUCCUGUCCCUGCCCUCCGACGCCUGAUGCCGGCUCCUCGCCCACUCCCUGGCCAACCAGGCCAGCAUUGGGCUUUUAAAACCCAAACGGGUUCCUCUGCAUUCACUCCCCGGGAGCUGUCCCUGUCCCUGCUCCAACCUUUGCGCAACGCAGCCGCACGGAGCGCGCAGACAACACCUCUGUGCUGAGUCCCUGUCCCCUGCCCAGUGGGUGCCCUGCUGCCGGGGACAGCGCAUGGAGGAGCCCCUGCCCCGGUGCCCUGCAGCAGCUGGGGAGUGCCUGUGGCAGUCGCAGGGAUGUCUGAGACCUCUUCCAGCAAGGAGGGUGCCUCGGCCGAGUGCCCUGUGUGCUAUGAGAAGUUCCAGGCGCUGGAGGCCGCGCACCGCAGGCUGAGCUGCGGGCACACCUUCUGCCAUGACUGCCUGGUGAAGUGCCUGCUCUGCGCCAAGCUCGAUGGCCAGCUCCAGAGCAGCAUCAUCUGCCCCGUCUGCCGCUACGUCACCUUCCUCAGCAAAAAGAAGGCUCUGUGGCCACCCAAAGCAGGCACCAACCCCCGGAUGCUGGAGAUGCCUCUGUCACCUUCCUCUUUGUCCCAUCUGACCAAAACGGAGGCCAGCAACACCUUGGUGGUGCCCAGUCAUUUUGUGAAGCCAGUGCAGAGCUUUGACCAGUGCGGCAGCACAGGGAACAGUGUCCUGGGUGCGCAGGGGGUCCCAGGAGAGCUGGCACGGGAAGCCCAUAUCUUUGUCAUCAGCAACCAUGGGAUGCCGCUGGUGGAUGCAGACUGCGGCUCCCUGGGGAGGAGGAGCAGGGUGGAAACAUGGAGCUCAGUGUCAUCCAGCUCAGCCCUGGGGGUGAAAUGCUGCCAGUCACCCAUCGCCCUCGCCGUCCUCCUCAUCCUCACCGUGGCCAUGCUGGCGGCUGUGCUCCCCUGGCUACUGCUGGUGAAGAGGGACUCAUAGCGGCGAUGGGAUCAACCUGGAGGCUAGAAGGGUUUCACUAAUGCUGGGACAGAGCUAGGGCUGGAACCUGCCUCAAAAGAUACCUGCAGAAAGCCCAGAGGCAGCUUUAGGUGAAGCUUUCUCCUCUGGCCAGGGACUGAAUGGACUUGCAGACCUUUCUGCAGAUCUUUGGGCACUCACAGUGUCACUGCUGUUUUAUGCCUCUUUUGAUUAAAAUAUGGCAGGUCAAACCCUGCUAGUGGGUUCCUCCAGUGUCAGAGAAGGGGGUGGCUCCUCCUGCACCCUGUGACAAGCAUCUGCAGGGAGUGAGGGGGCUGUGCUGGUCCCUCCCCUCCAUCCCAGCUGCUGGUGGGCUGUGACCAUGGCAUCCAAGCAUGCAGAACCCAAGGACAGCCUCUGAGUAGCAGAAGAUCAGGGCUGCCAGGCUGUGGAGCUUUUGGAGGUGCCCAGGCUCCCCAGGCUCUCGGGAUCACUGGGUACAUGAUACAGCCACCCUGGAGCAGAAACUCAUGGAUGUGAAGCUCUAUCGGAAUCUCUGGCUACCAGGCAACAAGGAUAGUGAAACCAGAGGAUGAAGAGAGUGAUCUUGACCCUGUGUGCUCACCAUCCCCUCCACCAGCCAGUGCUCACCUCCAUGGUGAUGGGAAGGGACACCAGUUCAUCCCACAGGCAGUCCCAGCCUUGCCCUCCCUCAUCUCCCCCCCUGAGCUUCCCAGGAUCCUGGCCACCCUCCCAGUGUCACUGGUAUCCCUCCUGCCUUGAGGACCCAGGGGCAGGCAGUGAGGUGUGGGACAGGGAGCUAAACCAAAGGUCUGGACCAUAUAAGGUGCAGAUUUGUGAUCCCAUCCUGCUCUCCUCCCUUUGCCUUGGCAGAGGGAUAUUUCCUUGUCUCCAUAUCCAGCUCCUGAGGCUUAACACUGGGUGGCUCAUCUUCACCUGUGCUGAACAGCUCAGGCACUGUCCUCUCUGGGCCUUGUUCCCCCCAGGGGAUCCUCAGCUCCUCACCCCGCAGGCCCUGGUCUGGGAGGGGAGUGGACAUCUGAGAUGCUCAGUUGAGCUCUGAGAUGCUCUGUGUUUGCUCCCAUUGGAGGGAGCUUGCUCUCAGUGGGAACUGCUGGUCCCUCCCAUGCUGGAACUGCCCAGUGGUGCUGGGGCCCUCAUCACCUCCUUCCCCACCCCAACACAGUGUCUGCACCCUCAUCUCCACCUUUGUCCUCCUGACCCAGUUGCUGGCCCUGUGGCUGCCUCUUUCAGCCCUGUCAUUCAGGAAUGUGCCCUGAGGGCCGCGGUGCUCUCAUGGGCACCCCAAACUGACCAGGAGUAGGAGCAGGAUGUCCCUCACCAUCACCCAUGGGUGGCACACUGUUCCCAUGCUCUCAGAGAGAGGUUCCUGCUGCAUGGCUGAGCACUGGGUAGGACAAGCACUGCCAUCAGUGCCACCGAGGCAGCCUGGAGUCAGCCAGAGCAUUGCAGGGGGACAAAUGGAACCACCUGGGGCUGGGAAGGGUGAUCAGGCUGGUGCAGAGGGGCUGAUGGAAUCCCACCUCUUCCUCUGGGUUACAGCCAGGGCAUGGUGCCUGGGCUGCCACUGCCUGCUCUUGGUGCACUCCCCCCGCCCGUGCCUCAGUUUCCCCACCCACACCUGGGGUGCAGUGACACUGACCCCUGCACUGGGACAAGUGCUUGAGACACCGCACUGGAAUGGGAGGCCUGUUUCUUAAGAACAGAUUAUCUGAUAAUGACACCUCCAUACCUUGUAUUUAAUAAUAAACCUGAUUAUUGGUG
Messenger RNA from Melopsittacus undulatus (budgerigar), 2811 nucleotides. RefSeq names its product ring finger protein 222 (gene RNF222). NCBI's taxonomy places the organism in Eukaryota, Metazoa, Chordata, Aves, Psittaciformes, Psittaculidae. The transcript has 2 exons. The record is from RefSeq and is a predicted model, not a curated record. Bases 361 to 1026 code for a protein of 221 amino acids.